This is a messenger RNA of Symbiodinium sp. CCMP2456, 507 nucleotides long. The record is from the annotation of a GenBank genome assembly. Lineage: Eukaryota; Dinophyceae; Suessiales; Symbiodiniaceae.
GCCCUGAGCGGUGAUCGGAGCAACGCAAGCAGGGUGCUGCUGAACUUGAGCGAGCUUUACGCGCGGCGCGCCGAGCAGGGGCUGGACGGGGGAGAGUUCGGGGAGGCUCAGUACUCCCUCUUCCUGCGCUGUGCCGAAACAUGUGAGGAGGCAGUGCGCCUCAGCGAUGGAACGCUCGGCAAGCGAGAAGGUGCAUUUGCACACCUCCGACUGGCCGUCCACCUCUCUCUGCGAAUCCCGAACCAGAGUUCUCUCGGGGGCAGGAGAAGGGAGACAAUCGUGGAGUUGGCAGACCGACACUUAGGCAAGGCGCUGCGCCUCUUUGAUGAGAUCAAAGACGAGCGGGAAGUCGCUGUCUGCCAUUUCCACAUGGCGGACCUAGUACUCCAAGAGCAGAAGGUGCCGGGCGCCGCCCCGCCGUCGAAAGCUCGACUGACAUCCGCAUUGCGGCAUGCAAAGCGCAGCGCCGAAUUCUGGGAGAAGAACGGCGUGCGUGCACACGCAAAG